AUGAUCAAACACGCGUUAAUCGCUUUUGCCAUCUUUGUUGAAUCGAACGCCUUCGGCUUUGGUGGUAGUAGUGGGUGUUGUGCUGUCCUUGAACCACCACCGUGUCUACCACCAUGCCUUCCUACAUGUGUGCCUCCAUGUCCUCCUCCACCUCCACCACCUCCUCCACCACCUCCACCUCCUCCACCACCUCCACCUCCUCCACCUUCUUCAUGCUGUGUUCCUCUAUGUGUGCCACCUUGCAGUAGCUGCGGAUGCGACGGAUAA
This is a messenger RNA of Haemonchus placei, 267 nucleotides long. The record is from the annotation of a GenBank genome assembly. Lineage: Eukaryota; Metazoa; Nematoda; Chromadorea; Rhabditida; Trichostrongylidae.